Molecule: messenger RNA, 1569 nt
Organism: Camarhynchus parvulus
Lineage: Eukaryota; Metazoa; Chordata; Aves; Passeriformes; Thraupidae
Gene: ARF3
Product: ADP ribosylation factor 3
Exons: 5
Coding region: 167-712 (181 amino acids)
Biological process (GO): intracellular protein transport; vesicle-mediated transport
Cellular component (GO): plasma membrane; cytoplasm
Molecular function (GO): GTPase activity; GTP binding
Source: RefSeq, a predicted model, not a curated record
GCGGGAGGGGGGUUGGGGGGGGUUAACCGGGCGCUCUCGCGAGAUCGGCGCGAUCGGGGCCUCCGCUUCCGGCGGCGGGAGCGGUGCAGAGUCAGCGGCGGCGGGGGCGGAACCGGCACCGGCACCGGCACCAGGAUCCGGCCUCGGAGCCAGCGCCGCCGUCACCAUGGGCAACAUCUUCGGGAACCUGCUGAAGAGCCUGAUCGGGAAGAAGGAGAUGCGGAUCCUGAUGGUGGGGCUGGACGCUGCUGGGAAGACCACCAUCCUCUACAAGCUCAAACUGGGGGAGAUCGUCACCACCAUCCCCACCAUCGGGUUCAACGUGGAGACAGUGGAGUACAAGAACAUCAGCUUCACCGUGUGGGAUGUGGGUGGGCAGGACAAGAUCCGGCCCCUCUGGAGGCAUUACUUCCAAAACACCCAGGGGCUGAUCUUCGUGGUGGACAGCAACGACCGGGAGCGGGUGAACGAGGCGCGGGAGGAGUUGAUGCGGAUGCUGGCGGAGGAUGAGCUCAGGGACGCCGUCCUCCUCGUCUUCGCCAACAAGCAGGACCUGCCCAACGCCAUGAACGCAGCGGAGAUCACGGACAAGCUGGGGCUGCACUCCCUGCGCCACCGUAACUGGUACAUCCAGGCCACCUGUGCCACCAGCGGGGACGGGCUCUACGAGGGCCUCGACUGGCUCGCCAACCAGCUCAAGAACAAGAAGUGAGGGGGGUUCCCCCCUGUGCCCCCCCUGGGCCAUGCCAGGGCCUCCCCCCGGCCGCCCCCUCCCUGCCCCGGUUGGGUUUUGCUUUCUUCUGGCACCGGUUGCUGUGGGGUUUUUUCGGCUUUUUUUGGGGUCCCCCUGGUUCCCCUCGGAUCUCGUGUGUGCGUGCGUGGAAUUAGAGCUCUAUAUAACGCCCAGGGGGGCAGGGGCAGAGCCCUGGGAGGGUGGGAUGGGGGCUGGGGGAAGGGAGGGGGGGCCACCUCAGCACUGCCCUGCCUGGGGGGGCCGGGGACACCCCGUCCCCAUGCAUGUCCCUGCACCCCUCGCCUUCCUCUGGACCAAAUGUGGGGGCAGCAGGGCCAUAGGGUGGGGGGUGGGAUUUGGGAUUAUACACCUCCCCCUCCCUCCCAGCACCCCCUCCCAGCCCUGUUUGCCCCCCCCGGGCAUUCCACACGUCCCCGGCCCCCCCCCAACCAUGUCACUUCGAGGCAGGUCUCCUUCCCGCAGCGUGACCCUCACAGAGCUGGGGGUGACACAGAGCUGCCAGCACCUCUGUGGUCCCCUUGGCCGUGCCCCCCACCUCACCCUGGCCACCUGCCCAUCCUCUCCCCCCCAUGCCAGCAUAGUGAUUGUAUGUCCCUGCCCCUCACGGACGGACAGUGUCCCCCCCACCCCAUAUGGUGCCCCCCAGCCCUCCCCAGCACCGUAUUUAUACCCCUGGUCUGUGCUUGGUGUGACGUGUCGCUGCGGCUCUGCCCUGUCCAGGGACGUGUGUUCUCAGCCCCCCAGCCCCCCCCCCGAGCCUGAGACGGUGGGUGACCCCCCCUGACCCCCCUUGGAUAUUAAACAUGUUUUAUGUA